Messenger RNA from Mercenaria mercenaria, 7116 nucleotides. RefSeq names its product patched domain-containing protein 3-like. Gene Ontology annotation, cellular component: membrane. Gene Ontology annotation, molecular function: transmembrane transporter activity. The record is from RefSeq and is a predicted model, not a curated record. Gene Ontology annotation, biological process: transmembrane transport. NCBI's taxonomy places the organism in Eukaryota, Metazoa, Mollusca, Bivalvia, Venerida, Veneridae. The transcript is spliced from 6 exons. Bases 3524 to 6271 code for a protein of 915 amino acids.
AAUCAGUAUAGAACAACAACUCAAAAUGAACAACCAAAAGGAUGGGAUGAAUUCGGGUAUCAUCGGGUAUCAUCGGCAAUCACCAUGGUAAAACUAACGGCUAUCACCAUUUGAUAGGAUGAACUAGGUAUUAGUUGUUCAACGGACAAGGAAGUAAAACGAGUUCAGAUAAAGUGAUCGAUGCAAGCUGAAGAGAAUUAGACUUGGGAACAUUAUAAACGAAUUGAAAAAAUUUUGAGGCAUACUACAAAACAUGGAGUGGAGUCAUGGAGUGGAGUGGUGGGGUGGAGUCAAAAUUGGAGUGGAGUCGUGGAGUGGAGUCAAAUUUUACAAAACAUGGAGUGGAGUCAUGGAGUGGAGUGGUGGGGUGGAGUCAAAAUUGGAGUGGAGUCGUGGAGUGGAGUCAAAUUUUGGAGUGGAGUCAAAUUUGGAGUGGAGUCAUUGAGUCAAAAUUUUGAAAUGUUGUAUUAAGCCUGUGAAGCUCCAUCUAAAUUCCUGUUAACAAAAUAAUUGAUUUAUUGCCCUUUGGAGAAAAUGCGAGUCAGUAUAUAAUAUAAUAUAUUUCUGAAAAAAUAAAUGUAGUGUCUAUAUCUAUGUUCUAGUUCCAUGUAUUUCUAACACCUACCAUGCGGUUGAUUAAAUAUUUAAAGGUUUUAUUAGGGUAUAUUGGAUGGUUGUUGCCUACAUUAAUUUUCAUUUUAAGUGUCAGGAGAAAGGACGUGCAUUAUCAUAGUGGUGUCAAUUCCAAUUAAAAAUGAUGAAAAAAAUUUGUAGCAUUUUAUGAUGUAGCACUGGAUUUAUUAUUUAAAUUUGAAAUGGCAUUUGCAUUUAUAUGUUAAAUGUUCAUCACAUGGAGAUAACAUGUUAUUUUUCUUGUUUUUUUUUUUUCUUGUUAAUAUUAAAAGUAACAGACUUUUAGGAGAAACUUUAUAAAAUACAUGUUUCUUAUCUGUGAAAUGCAUUUGAGACCACUCGGAUGAAGGGGCUAUUGGAAUCAUUAGGUCAAUGUGACCAUUUGAAGAGAAUUUUCUUUUAAACAUUACAAGCAACAGCCCAUUUCUUAACGAUCUUACCAUCACACUUGCACCAGAUUUUAAUUCUUCAUAUCAUUUGGAUUGAUGCAGAAAUGAAAGUGUAAACGUGGGAAUCAUUUUAUUUUUUAUAGAUCAAGGCCUUAUAGCUCUGACUCUGCUAGACUUUUUAGUCUGAUUUGCCUUGUAAUCACUCCUGAUCUAGAUCUAGAUCUUAAGAUCACUUCAUAUUGUAUAUAAAUAUGAUUAGGAUUCCAAAAGAAAUCAAGAUACAUGUAAUGUACUAGAUCUAACAAGGUGAUAUGUACAAGUUGUGUUAAACUGAAGGCCGGCAACUCUUGACUUACAGUAUACAGGUGUAGCCCAGAAUCAAACUUGGCUGAGAUUUUAAGAUUACAUGUGCAUUGUAUUUUAUUUUGAUAUGUGUGUACAUAGAUGAAAUAGUAAUAAAUUAACUAAAUUAUUUGCCCAGUAUAUUUCCAGAAGGUAUUUAGCUACCUGUGAUAAACACAGAAUGGUGAAAAUCAAUGAAAAAUCCAAGUAAUAGACAGUUUUGGAUGGCAGAAACAUACCGUAGAAGUGGUAAACUUAGCAAGGUGGAAAUUUUGGCAAAUUGUAAAAAUUCGCUAAUAUUUGUAAAUAAAAUUGUAAUGUACCAUAACAAUGUGUUAUCAUUACAUAAGUCAGGAAAUCAGAAAUUUGCUAAAAAUUUGUGCACCCCAAACAGAUGGAUUUCAAAAAUUGCUAACUUUUUGACACUCAGAAAUACGAGGGUCGUUCAAUAAAUAAUGCUACUCCAUGUGUAGUUCCUUAACUGGUGGUUAUUUUUCAGUGCGGUUUUACAUUGUAAAGCAAUUUUUUGGGAACAAAGUAACAUCGGAAUAAAAAAAUCGUUAAAAUAAUUACUUGAAUGAGGUGUACAUGCUGGUUACUGGAGCAUAUCAAAAAAUAAUCAUAACUUCGGUUUGACCUGGGCAUCCAGGUCUCAGAAUAAUAGAAUAACUUGUGAAAUCUCAUAAUUCUAUCAUUUUUGUACGAGAUACAGCAAUUUGUGAUGAGUUUGAGUUUGUUUUUAAACACUUAUUGCGUUUUUCAUUUUACAAGACAACUAAAACAUCUUAACUCGAGGUUAAUUCCAUCUGAAAUGAGUCUCGCUAGCGGUUAAUCUUAAGUUGUAAGAACUUAUUUCGCAAUCGAAAAUAAAGAAAUUAGUGUAAACUUAAAAUACAAGAAUUUUUUCAACGAUCAACAUCACACCUGACAAAAUUGCAGAGGCUUAUUGUAUUCAACUCCUCAUUUUUCGAGUAAAAAUGUGCAACCAUUUAAUACAGUAACACUAAAUUGUGGGUUGCUAUAAUGGAAAAAUGUUUCAUUGUAGCAACCUGCAGCCCGCAAAAUAUAUACAUGUACACAAAAUUGCGGGUUUCGGGCUGCAGGUCGCGGGUUGAUACAAUAGAAAUUUUGUCAGCAAUAAAAUUAAUGAAUUUAACACACCAACAUGCAUGCUACUUAUUUUUUUAUUUACCCGAGCUAAACGGUAGUCAAUAUUGCAAUAUCAGUGGACAUAAACAAUUUCAAACACUAAUAAUGCAUAAUCACAAAUAUUAAAUUAUUUAUGUAACAAGUUUAAAUAUCUAAAUUUUAUCUGACUCAUAAAUAUCUCUUGUUUAUUUUAAAUUAAAUACUGUUGAAAUAAUUCAUCUAAUAAGAUAAUUAAAGUUGUAAAUUGAUAUUGAUAUUUGGUAUUUAGAAUGGGACUGAAAGGUUCUCAUAAUAAAUCUGUCAACAAGUUUUGAAAAUGAUCUAAGGCCAAGUGAAAAAUUUGUUAAGUAAAACAACAAAAACAACAAACUUCAAUAAAAAAAAACACUGAUGAGGAGUGUUAUAUUUGUUCACUGAUAAAGGUUAUGAAAAAUUAUGUCUAUUAUUAUACCCAACCCAUCAGAGAAUACAUCAAGUAGUAAUUAGAACAUGCUCCUACAGUUGUUCAGUUGGAACUUAGUUUUGGAAACUUGGUUAUUACUUUUUACCAGUAUUUUAUACUGUGGUCUAUUUGAAUAUGUUCCCAUGGGUUGACCGCCUUUUGAUUUGUUUACAACUGUUCUCAAAUAAAUAAAUUUGUAUUUCAUAUCUAUGUGAUGCUUUAAAAUCUCUUCAAAAACAAUGAGAUAAAAUAUACUGACAAUUAACAAUUUGACCAAGCCCUCUGUUCCGUGUGGCUACAAUCAAUGUAAGACAAAAGCAUUAUUAUGUUGAAUAGUUAUAAAAAUAUCAAUAAAUAAAUAUUAUUGAUAAAACAAAUUUGACUCCACUCCAUGACUCCACUCCAAUUUUGACUCCACUCCAUGACUCCACUCCAAUUUUGACUCCACUCCACUCCAAAUUUGACUCCACUCCAUGACUCCACUCCAAUUUUGACUCCACUCCACUCCAAAUUUGACUCCACUCCAUGACUCCACUCCAAUUUUGACUCCACUCCACCACUCCACUCCAUGACUCCACUCCACGACUCCACUCCAUGCUUUGUAGUAUGCCAGAUUUUGAUGCCCUGCUCAGUGGUUAUUCAAAUUCUAUUGUGUGUAUGCAACCCCUUAUUAGAAAAGAGAACUAACAUUAUGGCCGGGUGUAAUAAAUGCUAUGAAUUUAUAGAAAGAAAGAUCGGUGACGGACUAGAAACGUACGGACGGUUUGUUGCUAGGCACCCUGUGAAGAUACUUCUGAUCAUGCUCCUUGCGAACGGGUUGCUAAGCUUGGGCAUGUUUCGACUAAAUUACGUCAUCGACGUCCAGAAAGUCUACGCCCCUUUGAACAGCCAAGCAAUCAAAGACAGCGACAAAUUGGCAAACACGUUCCCUGACACAAGUGGCUCCGCCUUUCUCGCGUACCAGAUGCCAGAUUUUGGAAAACAAGCGGAAGUUAUAGUCAAGCCGUUAAACGGAGAUAUUUUGAAUGCAACUUUCCUAAACCAAGUAAAAACUCUUUACGAUUUCUUGUAUACCAUUUCUUCAACCGACGCCGACGGAAAACCAGUAAACCUGCAGCAAAUAUGUGCAAGAAGCUUCGGAAACUGUUCCAUUGACGGCGACAUUUUUGUCGGGAAUGAAUUCAUUUAUGCUGUAACCACCGGUACACCUAUAAGCUAUCCAUCUUUUAUGCAUUCAACACGCGGGCCGGUCUACUACGAACAAAUCGUUGGAAAUGCUCAGGUCAACUCCGGGGUUCUUCAAAGCGCCAGUAUGUUAUCAUUACGUGUCACAUUGCGCACUGAUUCCUCUUACUACUCCGACACAGCCAAAAAUUGGCAGAACUCAUUUAUAGAUCGAAUGAAAGAAUACUCGUCAAACGACUUUGAAAUUGUGUUUUCUACCGCGGAUUCAUUAAGUACUGAGCUAAAUGACAAUGUGUCCGGAGAUAUAGCCUUCUUUUCUGUAACAUUUACUCUAAUGAUAACCUAUGCCUGCUUCGCAACAAUGACCGCCAGGUGUGAUGUGGUAGGACAGAAACAAAACCUAGGAUACGCCGGGGUUAUAGCAGCUGCCCUGGCGAUUGCGUCAGCGUUUGGACUGUGUUGUGCGGUUGGCGUGGAUUUCGUCAGCAUUGUUGGGGUCAUGCCAUUUUUGAUAAUAGGUAUCGGGGUGGACGACAUGUUUAUGCUCAUCUCUGGCUUGAUUAACUCGGAUUUCAGCAGCACUAUAGAAAAACGGAUCGGAAACACAAUGAGAACCAGCGGGGUUUCCAUAACAAUCACUUCCCUCACAGACUUGUUGGCCUUUGCGGCUGGGACUUCGUCCGUCUUCCUAAGCGUCAGAAACUUCUGUAUUUUCUCAGGCGUUGCUGUCGUGUUCUGUUACAUCAACCAGGUUACUAUUUUCGCCGCUUGUAUCACGAUCAACGAGAACAGAACAGAACAGAACCGUCACUAUAUGACGUGCAGGGUACUCGAAAAGUCUAGUGAGGACACCAAUCCAGACUGCUACAAGUUUUGUUGCACAGGCAGAAAACCGAAAAGUACAAGAGAAGCGGAAAGUUUUCUCGACAAAGUCCCGAAAUGGAUUUUACCAAGACUUUUUGCUCCUGUGCGGGGAAAGAUCAUCAUUCUUCUGUUAUUUUGUGUCUAUCUUGCUGUUUCUAUACUGGGGGUUACAGAGAUGAAACAAGGACUAGAUCUACGUAAUUUAGUUGACCCAGAUUCUUAUUACUAUAAAUAUAGAGAAUGGCUGGAUAACAAUUUUCCUGGCGGAACCCCUGUUUCCAUCGUUUUUCCUGAUAAAAUGACUUAUUCUGAUUUUAAAAUUCAGUCUCAAAUUAACGACCUUAUAACAACUGCUAACUCUGAAGACACGGUCCAAAACAAUUUCGAAAUCAAUUGGUUGUCUUCUUAUAAAAUGUAUCCAACUUACGAUAACUCCUCAGAAGCCAAUUUUGUGACAGGUCUCUGGUCUUUUCUUGCCGAUAUAACGAACAAUCGAUUCCGCAAUGACAUAAUCAUUGAUAACAGUAGUUUGACUAUCAGGUCGUCACGUAUACAUUUCAUGUCUGAAAGCAUUAAAGAUUCCCAGGAUCAAGGUAACUUCAUGUUGACAAUGAGGGAUAUAGCAGACGACAGUUCCUUGUCAGUGUUUAUGUUUUCACCAGCCUUUAUAUUUUAUGAACAAUAUGUUGUUGUGCUUUCUCAGACGCUACAGACAAUGGGAAUCGCAGUUGCUAUGGUGUUUUUUGUCACCUUCAUAUUUAUGCCACACCCAUUGCUGCUCGUGUACGUCAGUGUGGCUGUUGCCAUGAUAACGGUCGGAAUAUUUGGUUUUCUGCCAUUUCUCGGACUCACAUUAAGUUCCAUUACUAUGAUACAUAUCAUAAUGAGUAUUGGUUUUUCAGUCGAUUUUGUCGCUCAUAUUUGCCAUGGUUACAUGAUUUCAGAAGGCGAGAGCAGAAAUGAACGCAUGCGCAAUGGAUUAAACAAAGCAGGUGCUCCAAUUUUCCAUGGCGCGGUCUCGUCGAUAUUAGGGGUGGUCAUGUUGGCGGCUGCGAAGUCUUACGUAUUUUUCUCGUUUUUUAAAGUCAUGAGUAUUGUCAUCACGUUUGGAAUCGCCCAUGCGGUGUUGCUGCUUCCCGUUAUUUUGUCUCUAAUCGGGCCUUCCUUACCGAAACUGAAACCGGAAGUACCGCACAAAACGAAAUUGGAAGGGCAGACCGGCAUUGAACUCAAUGGCGUUACUAACGGAGCUCUCAAAGUAGCUUAACUUUGCACACUGUCGUUUUAUAAUUGAAAACAGUAUGUGUUCUGAGAUUUAAUUAAGUAGUUAGAAUUGCAACUACAUUGCCAGAGAAAAAGCGCAUAUUGUUGACGAGACAUCCAUUGUGGCAAACCUUUUGACAUGACAAGUUACUCAAAUGUUAUCUAGUAAGAGAAGGAGUGCACAAGUUAUUAAAUAUUACUGACAUAUGUCACUGAAAUUGUCAUCGUGUACACCCAUCUUCGAACUUCUGUUUACUUAAAUACAAUGUAUGUAAAGAUUUACAUACUUUCAAAUAUAAAUGGUAAAGUUCAAAGACGGUAUUUUGACCUUUGUUUGAAAACAGAAAACUAACUUCAUUUUAGAGGUAAACAUGUGGGUAAUCUUUUCCAAGCUAAAGAACAUAGGAAUUUUAGUGCGGCCCGUUCUUAGCUGGAUUUUCGUUUAUAAACGAUCGUUUGUUCAAAAUAAUCUCCAGUGGUGUUUUUGCCGCUGGCUGUUCCAAGGCGGUACUCCUAUUUUCACCCGUAAUUUGUGUCUGUUUCUUGUGUCAUUUUUCUAUACUUUGCAAAUUGUGUGUAAUGUUAUGCUGCUCAAUAUGUCCAUACUUUUUGGGUGGCUGUGCUCUUUGUGUGCUGCGUAUCCUGAUGGAUAUAUAUAUAUUUACUUUAAUAUGAUGACAAGUUGAGUCAGUAAUAGAAGAAUAGUUGUUUUCGUAUGGUAAGGCAUAUGAUAAUCAUUAAGCUUUGAAGUCAUUACACAAAGUCAUUUGUUAUUUAUAUACCACAUUCUCGUAAUAUUGUGUUUGAGUCAUUGUUAGGUACUUGAAAUAAAUGUAAUGAAUAUCAAAA